Trichobilharzia szidati is the source of this 885-nucleotide messenger RNA. NCBI's taxonomy places the organism in Eukaryota, Metazoa, Platyhelminthes, Trematoda, Strigeidida, Schistosomatidae. The record is from the annotation of a GenBank genome assembly.
AUGUACGGUUUGGGAUCUACCCCUCCUAAACAUGAUCCAUCAGCCUCAAUGGAACCUUACGAUCUCGGAAGAAAUGGAGAUCUGGGUGCUCUCAGUAAUGCCCAACAAAGGGCGACAAAUAAACUCAAGACUCAAACACGGCUAAGUAAUGAACAGUACUUGCAGCAACAUCCGGAAGUGAAGUAUAUGGUGACAGCAUUUUUAAGGGAUAAAUGGAUUAAACAGCCUGAAAAUGCCCGGGAAUACUUCGCUGACUUUUUCACCAGCCCAGAUCUUUUAAAAAACAUCAAGACAGUGAGAAAGGAGUAUGCGGAUAUGUACCAGGAUGAUGGCGUCAUACGUUCUCUUGCUAAAGAAGAUCUUGAUUCGGAGGUUUAAUCGUAUAGUUUCUCAAAAACAAGAGAAUUUCAUAUAACUUGAAUCUAGGAGUUCCGCGAAUAUGAUUGUAAUUAUGAUCUGCGUUAAUCUCAAAUAUACCCUGGAGGAGGGUCAGUUGUAUUGAGUUACACCUUUCCCCACAACGCUAUAUUGUCGUCAAACUGCAAAGCUUUCAAGUGUAAUUAAUGUUACAAAGGAUAAUUUGGUCAAUAUUUCACUAAUACCUUUACUAAUUAUAUCUAUUAUUAUUAUUAUGAUUAUUAUCUCUUUUCCAUUGACGACGGUACCGAAGGACUAACUGGUGAAAGGAUCAACUCCAUUCACAGUAGUAACAGUCUUAACACACUUCAUACUACAAAUCCCAUAUAAUUAACCCCAGCACUACUCCUGUUGGAGUCAACCAAAGUUACGAAAGUCGAGUGGCGGGACGAGCUACACAGACGUUUACCGAAGAUCAGGAACCUCUAUCUCACAAUCAAGAGGCGAGCACAAAGAAAUCAAAUUGGU